CUUUCCCCUCUCCUCCACUGCUCCAUGUUGCAUGCACUGACAGCGACGACCGCCCGGAUCACCUCUCGCCUCCACCUCGCCUUUGCAUCCACCCCUGCUUGCCGCUUCCCUUACACGCGCGCCAUGUCUUCCCUCGCCACCGUGCACACCGACAAGGCCCCUGCCGCCAUCGGCCCAUACUCGCAGGCAGUCAAGGCAAACGGCAUGGUCUACUGCAGCGGCCAGAUCCCGAUCGACGCCGCCACGGGCGAGCUCAAGCUCGGAUCCAUUGCCGAUCAGACGGAGCUUGUUCUCAGCAACCUCCGGGAGGUGCUCAAGGCUGCCGGCAGCGACAUGAACCAGGUGGUGAAGACAACUGUUCUCCUCAAGGACAUGAAUGACUUCCAGGCCAUGAACGAGGUCUACGGCAAGGCGUUUGGAGACCACCGCCCGGCGCGUGCUGCGUAUCAGGUGGCGCGCCUGCCUAAGGACGUCUCGGUCGAGAUUGAGGCCAUCGCCGUCGUGCCGGAGUGAUUGCAUGCUCACACUCACGCGCACACUCACGCACACACACUCUCUCUCUCUCUCUCUCUCUCUCUCUCUCUCUCUCUCUCUCUCUCUCUCUCUCACACACACACACAGCAACAACAACAACAACACUGACAUGCCCAUGCACUUGUCAUUGAAUAAACGUCUUGCACAAUGCUG
Messenger RNA from Salpingoeca rosetta, 687 nucleotides. Its product is annotated as endoribonuclease L-PSP. The record is from RefSeq and is a predicted model, not a curated record. Lineage: Eukaryota; Choanoflagellata; Craspedida; Salpingoecidae. The transcript has 5 exons. Gene Ontology annotation, molecular function: deaminase activity. The coding region runs from base 25 to 513 and encodes 162 amino acids. Gene Ontology annotation, cellular component: cytosol.